GCCUAAACUCUCUCUCUCUCUCUCUCACUUGUACACUUGUUUAUGUUGGUUUUCGUCGGAUUUCAAAAUCACUAUAAAAACUGGCAAUCUCUCUCUCUCUCUCUCUCUUCUCUCACCAACUCCUUGCGGAAUCCAGCUCCUCUUUUUUUGUCUCCUACUGUAAAUGGCAUUAGCAAGUUGUUUCCUGCUGCAGGCCUCACCAAGCAUUGCUUUCAGACAUCGAUUUGUGGGACUUCAUUGUUCAUCGGAUUCGGCUUGCUUCCGAUCACUCUCUUUUUCCUCUUCCCUCCGCAAUUUCUCCCCCAAGUGACCAAAUGCGUGACCAGGCUCAGUGAUGAUUGCCUGGACUCCUGUUUUGUUGGCCACCCUUUAUGCCUCCCACGGAGGUUUCGAAAUGAGUCAUGUGGUCAUGUUUUAUCUUUGGAGAACAUAAAAUCACUACAGACACACAGGGUGAAUACAGUUUUGAGAGUUGCGAGCAGCUUUGAGCAAAUGGAGGUUGAUAUCUCUGUAAGUCCCAGAGUGAAUUCGGUGAAGCCCUCAACGACGUUGGCUAUAUCUGACCAGGCAGCGGCUUUAGUACAAGCUGGUGUGCCUGUUAUCCGAUUAACAAUUGGAGAAUCUGACUUCAAUACCCCAGCUGUAAUAGCAGAGGCUGGGAUUGAUGCAAUUCGUGAAGGUUACACAAGGUACACUCCAAAUGCGGGAACCCUAGAGCUCCGAUCAGCUAUUUGUCAAAAGUUGAAGGAGGAGAAUGGGAUCUCUUAUACACCUGAUCAGAUCUUGGUGAGCAAUGGAGCAAAGCAGAGCAGCAUUCAAGCAGUGCUAGCUGUUUGUUCUCCCGGAGAUGAGGUUAUAAUUCCAGCUCCAUUUUAUGUGAGUUACCCAGAAAUGGCAAGGCUGGCUGAUGCAACGCCUGUAAUUCUUCCAACCCACAUCUCCAAAAAUUUUCUCUUUGAUCCUAAGUUUCUUGAAUCCAAACUGACUGACAAGUCAAGACUGUUGAUUCUUUGUUCUCCAUCUAACCCAACCGGAUCUGUUUACCCGAGGAAACUGCUUGAAGAAAUUGCUCAAAUUGUGGUGCUGUCUGAUGAAGUAUAUGAACACAUUAUUUAUGCACCAGCGACUCAUACAAGCUUUGCAUCUUUGCCAGGCAUGUGGGAGAGGACUCUGACUGUCAAUGGGUUUUCUAAGACCUUUGCAAUGACUGGUUGGAGACUUGGAUACCUAGCUGGUCCUAAACACUAUGUUGCAGCAUGUGGAAAGAUUCAAAGCCAGUUCGCUUCAGGUGCCAGUAGCAUAUCCCAAAAAGCAGGUGUUGCUGCUUUGGGACUGGGUUAUGCUGGUGGGGAAUCAGCUUCUACUAUGGUUAAAGCAUUUCAGGAGCGGCGAGAUUAUUUAGUUAAGAGUUUUGGAGAAUUGGAAGGUGUUAAAAUAUCAAUACCCCAGGGAGCUUUCUAUCUCUUCCUUGAUUUCAGCUCCUACUACGGAGCAGAGGCUGAAGGCUUUGGUAUGAUCAAAGAUUCAGAAUCUCUAUGCCGCUAUUUGCUGGACAAGGCCCAGGUGGCUCUUGUCCCAGGAGAUGCAUUUGGGGAUGACAGCUGCAUUCGCAUCUCGUAUGCAGCAUCUCUUUCCAGCCUAGAGGCUGCAGUGGACCGUAUUAAGAAAGCAUUAAUCACUCUUUGACCUGCUAUCCCUGUUUAACUUAGAGACUAGCUAUCAUAAGUUAUUAUUCUUGUACUCAUUUUCAGAUCCAAAAUGUGUAUUUUGUGGUUAAUUCAUAUUAUAUAAUGAAUAAAACUUGGGGAUAGUUAAUGUCAUUCCAUGAAAAAAAGUCCGGGACCUCAUAUUCCAUAACCUAUUUCAAUCAAUCCGCGCUUGCUAUUGUACUCGUUAUAAUCAAGUAGAGACGUUGGAAGACUAGUACACUGGUAAAAGUGGGGUAUAUUUUUAAAAUACUUUUUGUAA
Camellia sinensis is the source of this 1968-nucleotide messenger RNA. Lineage: Eukaryota; Viridiplantae; Streptophyta; Magnoliopsida; Ericales; Theaceae. The record is from RefSeq and is a predicted model, not a curated record.